AUGAAGGACACCUUCGUGGGGUUUCCUGUCCCUCGAGUAUCACAAAGAGAAUUUUGCGUCUCAGGCAUUAUCACGACCGUCCAUGGCCUUGACGAACUUCCUACCGCCAUAACUGAAGUCGCCGUUCUAUGGCUGUUGCAUCCAAGACUCGAAAGGUCAGAAACCAUGGAUCCUUUGGCCGGCAUCGCCAUUUCCGAUUGGAACGAACGAUGCAAGAAGGAUAGAGACCGAGCUAACAAAGGCCUUCUUGCCGUCUCCAUUGACCUGAGAAACCAUGGGCGACGGCAGACCAAUCCAGCAGCCAACCAAGUCUGGAGGACGGGAAACCCAAAUCACGCCAUGGACCUGGUCGCCAUUUGCCAGGGCACGGCCUCGGAUGUAUCAUUAUUGAUCGAUCAUCUUCCAUCAUACAUCUUUCCUUCGGGAAAGGUAAGCAUUACGCAGCAUCUCUGCUGUGGCGUCUCUCUGGGGGGGCAUAUCACCUGGCAGUUGUUUGUUGGCGAGCCGCGCAUCACGAUCAACAUCAUCCUCCUAGGUUGUGCAGAUUUACGAGCUUUGCUCACCGACCGUGCCCGUUUAUCAAAUUUACCAUCUUAUGCCGAUACCACGCCGCCAGGAGACAAGUUUAUUGGCAGUCGAGACUUUCCCGGCACCCUAGCAAUAGCACUCAGGGACAUUGACGCCGCACAACGAAUCAUGAGCUUGGCGUACGGGGCAUCAGGGAGAGAGCCUUCAGAAGCCGAGGCCCAGCAAGUGCGGAAGUCCAUCAUAUCCGAACGCUUGCGGGGCAAGAGGUUGCUUGUGGUCAGCGGCGGUGCAGACAAGAUGGCCCCUUACAAGCUUACCAGUCCGGUGAUGGAAUUCCUACUACAGAUGGUGGGCGAUAAUUCUAGCCGACGGCACGAUAGCGAGCUUGUGAUGAAAACCGUGGUCAUUCCCAACGUGCAGCAUGAAUUGACGAUGGAAAUGGUGCACGAGGCUGUGAACUUUGCCGUAGAGUCGGUCGCCUGCCUUAGCCCUUCUUCUUCCCAGCCAGCGUCGAAGAUCUGA
Ilyonectria robusta is the source of this 1050-nucleotide messenger RNA. RefSeq lists its product as uncharacterized. The record is from RefSeq and is a predicted model, not a curated record. The coding region runs from base 1 to 1050 and encodes 349 amino acids. Lineage: Eukaryota; Fungi; Ascomycota; Sordariomycetes; Hypocreales; Nectriaceae. The transcript has a single exon.